ACUCAGUAUCAACCCGGAAUCUGGAAUUUGUGCGAUAUGGCACCUGGCUUCCCCUCUUCAUCUUGGAAACAAAACACACACGGGGGAAAGUGGAUGCACCAGUUGCUGACCGUUCACCAUGAACAUACCAAGCAUGCCAAAGAAUUAUUAGUCAUAGGAAGGGAGGAUAUCAAUUGCACUGAUGUAGAGAAUCUAUUGAUUCUAAAGUAUUACGACAAAGCUGGCAAAACAUAAUGAUCAUAAUUAUUUUAUGUAAUUGCAUCUGGGGUGUAGCCAAGUCGCCUUUCUACAAUCAGUAACGCUAACGUUAUGUGUGAGAAUGAUAUACUCUAACGAUAGACAUAUAUCGUUACAAUAUGUCAUUCCCAUACUUUUUUUUUUUAAGUAUUUACAACUGUAGAAAAGCUAAUUGCCUGUUUAGGCUAUUGCAGCUUAAAUACCUAUUAGUACUAAUUAAAACCGCAUUAAAAAUGUAAUAUUAUUAAUUUACAAAUGUAAACAAUUACUGCACGCGCUAAUUAAGUAAGGAUCGACAAAUGAUGCCAAAAUUUAAAGAAAAUCAUAAAAUACCAGUUUGUCGGCGCGGUAGCGUUGCGAUUAUUGACUCACGGGCGUUUUACGACGACAUGUCAGCGUCGGUUGAAUCAAAUCGUAAAACCGUACGCGAUUUCAUAAUGCAAGUAACUAGGACAAUAUGUGGAUUUCUGUUCACGUCUAUGCAUACAGUUGAUAGGAUAAUGUUCGUGUGAUCUUGGUAUUUGAAUUCUGUAAAAAUGUACCAAGUCAUUGGCAAUGAGUCAUCGACGUAUCCCUAAUGUCUACUUUAUGUCACAUAAACAUGUACCAUCUCGACAGGACGUUUCAAUCUAACAUUAACGAUCAUUAAGACAAAUAGAACGAUUACACUUAAUUUCAAAAGUUUCGUGCACAAAGCGCGAACUCAAUUCUUCCAUUCCGAGAAGAGGCGGCCGCAUCCCGAUUCCCGACAUAGAAAACGGAAAACGAAUGCAACGUCCGCGCCCCCUAGCGGCAGACAGAUAUAGACGGGCUUCCCCGAACUAUAUUACAUGUACCUUAAAAUACGAAAACGGUGACUACGUGUUAAGUGGAAGAAACAAACGAACACGCCUUCCUGAAAGCCGUCCUCUUUUGCUCCCGCUACUAUAAAUAUGAUGCUGAAAUGUGUUCGCUUCAGUUGUUCGCUAAAGCUCGAGGAGAGCACCGUGCCAAAUCUCGCGCCUCCCUAGUGACAACGUGAUUACAAUCUCGUAUACACCAUAACAUUAUCCCGUUGCGAGUUUGCAAAUUGUAUAUUAUCUGAGGAUAUCGUUCAGUGUUUGUUCUGUGUUGAACUUUAACGUGAUCAAUAUGUUGGACAAAUCAAUCAUCGGCGGUAGUUGGGAAAGCGUGGUGUCGAGAGACGACUACGAGGUCGACUACAGCUCGAGCCCUCGAGGCUCACCACUAAAGGACACGUCCAACAUCCAGGACGACCCGGCUUACUGCAUCAGUCGUCACAACCCCAACAAGACCUUCCGUCGGGAGUCAGUCAUCGCGUCCUGGAAGAGCCUGAAGAAAGAACGGGAGCAGGCUCUGGGGAAAAGGAUUAUUUACGUUGACGCUGAAACUUACCAAGACUACUAUGGAAGGAACCAGGUCAAAAGAUGCAAGAGUGAUAGGACCACUAAUGUUCCUAAGGUUCCUAAGAAAGUAAAGAGGACCUACUCAGUCCUCUACAGAUACGAUCCCAAUGAAGAGAAGGUGGUCAAGGAAUACAAAUACCAGUUGGGCGCAGAGCCUGAUCUGAUCCAGUCACCGAUGCAGAAGUCUUACUCCGAGCCCUUCCUGAGGGCGGAGGGUGCGCCCAAGAAGAAGGUGAAGAGGUCCUUCACCACCCUCCUGAGCAUCAAGACGAAAUUCUUGAACAUUUUCUCGUCCAAGAGUUAAAUUCACUUUCGGACUUUUGGAGGAUAAGUUGCUCAAUUUAAUGCAUUUUUUUUUAAUUGGCUACAAUUUAUGAUGGAAUCAAAAUUGUAAAUGCCAUAAUAUCUAGUCAAAAUUUUAUGUGCAGUUCUAAAGAAGAACCUGAUUUGGUUAUUACUAGAUUUGUGAAUUGCAAAACAUAAAAAAGCAAUCAAUAUAUAAUAAAAAAAUAUUCAGACAUAAUAUUUUAUAUCGUAAAAAUUUUGAUUAGAAAUAGAUGUUAGAGUUUUUUAUCAUCGUACCAAAUGUAUUUAUAAGUUAAGCUUAAAUUUUGUGAUAUUUCAGUGUGUUGUGAUAGAGUUUAUAUGUUAUAUUUGGGCUCGUAAUUGUAUGAAAAUACAAUUAACAGAGACGUUAUCUCUCAUAUUCAAUUAUUAUGUAUCAAUUAUUGAAAGUAAUUACGUACAUUUAUUAAUUAAAUGUAACUUUAAUUAUGAUAAUAAUGAGACAAUUGCAACUUUAAUGCAAUUAACUCAAUGACAAUGUUAUUCUUUAUAUUUGUUUCAAAUAUUAAUGUAAUUACUUAUGUCUACUUACAUUUUAUAAAAUUACUGAUGUUACUUUACAUUUUUUUAGGAAAAUGUAGAUGAUAACCGUAAUUACUUUUCAAUAUUUUAAAAAAAUAAUCAUUUAUAUUCUUUAUGUUUGCUUUUUGUAAAUGUAAAUGCAAUUAAUAUCAAAUAACAAAGAUACUUUAAUGUUUAAGAAAAUUAUUUAUAUUUCUCGAUAAUUGAGUAAGUAUAAUUUUAAUUUUCGUAUUUUAUAACAUUUUUAAAAUGCAUUGUAAUGCUUUACAUUUAAAUGAAUGUAAUGACAUUCACUCAUAAUAAUUUUACUUUAAAAUUUAGAGCUAUGGCAGUUACAAAAUAUUUCUGUACAUUAUAUGUUUAAUAUACAUGAAGUAGUAAAAGUAACUUGAACGAAGCUUAUUGUAUUGGCAAUAUUUAGCCAAAAGUGUGUAAUGUUUGCAUUAUAUUACUUUAUAUUUAUAUGUAAGUAAAUAUAAAUGUAGGUUUUUGCUUAGAAAAUAUGUUUUAACAAUUUGUAUUUCAGUAUAUUUUUUUAAUAAAAUAACAUUGAUUUUAGUUAUUAAUCUAUCACUUAGAUUAUUUUAAGUGCAUCCCCUUUUAUACAAUUAAUACAUUUAAAUGUAAUAACAGACCCUAACAGAAUUAAGUUAUUCUGAAAACAAAGUUUUAGCAGUACAAUUAAUAAUUUAUGUACGUAAUUUUAUGUACACAAAUACAUGUUAAAUUAUAUGAACGAUAUUUCAUACUAAUUAAGUAGAACAUAUUUUCAAUGUAUCAAUAUCAUUAGCAAAACACAACACACUUAUAAAUACAAUAUUCAUAGACAAGUAUAAGUAUUAUAUAAAUGAUUAUCAUUCCUUUAAGUAAGAUAUUGAAAUACUUACAAUUUUAUUUUAAGUAUAAUAUUUUAAACAGUAUUUUAUUUUUAUAAUGCCACUGUUUAGUAUCUAACAUUCUUUUUACAUAAAGACAUAACAAUUAUUGUUAUAAUAAAAUAAUAAUAGCAAAUUGCAGGCUCUUCAAUAAUACAUAAGUCGCAAACAAGCUACAUACCUAGGAGCCACAUUGUGAUAUUGAACAGAAGUAUGUAAUUUACACUAAGUUACAAUAAAUAAUAAAAACAGACAAAAUACCAUCUUAUACACAAUCACAAUUAAACAAAAUGAAGCCAUUUCUAACAUUAAACGGUGGCAAAAUCUAAUAUACGAUACUAUAAUAUUACUGUAAUUAAUUAGUAUUUUUGCACAUAUCAACAAUUUUAGACUAUUUAACCGUAAUAUAGCAAUUAGAAUAUGACAUAAUGUUAGUUAAUCACUGGACAGUGUUUAUAUAAUUAUAGACAAUAAACUAAGUUUCAAAUUA
This is a messenger RNA of Manduca sexta (tobacco hornworm), 3875 nucleotides long. RefSeq lists its product as uncharacterized. NCBI's taxonomy places the organism in Eukaryota, Metazoa, Arthropoda, Insecta, Lepidoptera, Sphingidae. The transcript has 2 exons. The coding region runs from base 1369 to 1947 and encodes 192 amino acids. The record is from RefSeq and is a predicted model, not a curated record.